AUGUCUGAAAACAUACCAGAAAGCAUUCCCACUUCCAUCUCGUCGCGCUCGCACCGACCUGCCAAGAAACAACGGGCAAUCGGAAGCGGCCCUUCAAAUCUGCAAUCAUCCCAAGUCGAAGCCCUCUUCGCCAAUCCCGACCGCGAAAUAAUCAUCCCGUCAUCCGCAUCCAGCAAACCAAAAACACUAGCUGCCCCUCCCGAAAUCGUCGCCAACGUCCAGGGCUCUUCGGCUGGUGCGGGAUCAGGCGAAUUUCAUGUUUAUAAGGCGAGCAGGCGGAGGGAAUAUGAGAGGCAGAGGUUGAUGGAG
This is a messenger RNA of Sphaerulina musiva SO2202, 309 nucleotides long. RefSeq names its product DUF1168-domain-containing protein. The record is from RefSeq and is a predicted model, not a curated record. Gene Ontology annotation, biological process: negative regulation of protein kinase activity. Lineage: Eukaryota; Fungi; Ascomycota; Dothideomycetes; Mycosphaerellales; Mycosphaerellaceae. The annotation marks the transcript as partial. The transcript has a single exon. Gene Ontology annotation, cellular component: nucleolus. Gene Ontology annotation, molecular function: protein kinase inhibitor activity; protein kinase binding; double-stranded RNA binding.